ACAAAUAUUUGAGCAGUAGUGAAACUGAAGAUGAUGUGGCAGAAAAUAAGGAAGAGGAAGAAAAACAAGUAGAAAGAAAACCAGAGAAAAAAAAGGUGAAAAAGAAAACAAACACGCCCAAAAGCGAGAAGCAGUUUACUCCGCGAAAACCUUCUAUGAAAUGGAAAAACUUGAGGCUGGUUGUCGGUGAUGACAGUGAUGAAGAGGUGAAAGAAACCAACAAGCCACAACCGAAAUCAAAACAAAACCGCAAAGAAAGCCGUAGCAACAAGCAAAACUUGCAAAGCCGGCGGUCCACCUUGUUCAGAAUUCCAUCGGAGCCUGCGGAAAGUUCAACCGAGAGUGAAGAAGAAGAUGACCGGGUGUUAGACGGGAAAGUGGGCGUAGCUGACCUUCCCUCAGAAUAUUGGCAAAUACAAAGGCUGGUCAGGUUCCUCAAGAAUGGUAACCAAGUCGCCACGGUCAUCACAUUGUGUGCUCUGACGGAUUUCAACUUAACUCAAGAAAUGACCCAAAUGGCCAUUCGCGAUGUGAACGGAUUGACAGUUCUUGUUAAUAUUCUCAGAACAGACCACGAGAAUUGUCAGAUCGGUGCGUUGAAGGUUCUCCAACAGUUGACCAUAAGUAGCAUCUACAACAGGCGAGCUGUUAUCAAAAUGGGAGGCGUUCAGAUCCUGAUCGAUCUCAUAACUGAUGCUCCUAAGGAGGUGCAAAGUUUAGCGGCAGCUAACCUGGCUAACAUGGCAAAAUCCAGUGUAGGAAGAAAUAUUCUAAAAAAACAUGGUGGAUUACAAACAUUGGUUGGUCUGCUAAACUACGAAGAACGACAACCUACUGGAAGGAAACUUUCUGGUAAUGGGUCUCCAGGCCAACUUGGAGCGGACCUUGAAGUUGCACGUAAUGCUGCCCUUGCGCUUUGGAGCUGCAGCAAGAGCACGCGCAGUAGGUCAGCAAUUUUCAAUGCCGGAAGCGUACCAAUGUUAGCCAGACUAAUUACCAUGGACAAAGACGAGUUCCUUGUUCCUAUCGUAGGACUUGUUCAAGAAUGUGCAGUGGAGACUCGCUUCAGACAGGCUUUCUACAAAGAGAAAAUGAUAGCAGCGAUCGUUCGUCGCUUGUUGACCGACAACGAAGAACUUCAGGGUUACUGCGCCAACGCCAUAUUCAAGUGUGCUGUCGACGAACAAACAAGGAAAGCUGUAUAUGACUGCGGGGGCCUGAACACGCUUGUUUCACUUCUUUCCCGCCAUGAUAAUAAGAAGCUGCUGGCGGCCGUAACAGGUGCAAUUUGGAAAUGUGCUAUCAGCGAUUACAAUGUCAAAAAGUUGAUGGAGAUGAAGGUAUUAGAAAUACUUGUUAAUCUACUUCAUAAUGAAGAAGAAGAAGAGGACCUCCCUGAACAAGUUCAACUCCAUAUUGUUGGAGCCAUUGGAGAGAUUGCCAAAGACCCUAAGGCUCCGCUGGAAAUUUUACGAUGCAAGGGAUGUAAAACCUUAGUGGACAUUCUGAAUAUCCCCAAUGAAGAGCUAACUGGUACAGCGGCGAGAGCCAUCGCAGCAUGCGCCGCGAACAGCAGCUGCCGAGCAGUUUUCAACAGAUUGGAAGGCCUAAGGCUUCUGUGGUCUCUUAUGAAAUCAAGGAACAAUCAAGUGGUCUCUGGUGGAGCAUGGGCUGUAUACAGACUGAUGCAAGAUACACCGGAGGCCUGGGAAACCGCGCGAUCAUUUGUUGGAGGACUGGAUCUGACUGUUCGCCUGCUCAAGUCUGCCGAUUUGGAGGUCCUUACUAGCGCAUGCGCAGUGAUAUCAGUUGUGGCAUGUGAUUGGGAAAACUUGGGAGUCAUAACUGAUUACGAGGUUGUCUCUCACCUGGCUAAACUCACGCAUAAGACUGACAUCAUUUUGAGGCGACAUUUGGCUGAAGCUAUUGCAAUGUGCAGCAAAUGGGGAAACAACGCGAAGCGAUUCUCCCAGGAAGGAGCUGUAGAAAGAAUGGUGGAAUACCUUGGGUCACAUGACAUCAUAGUACAGCGGUCGGCAAUGCGGGCUCUCGAGCAGUUGGGCAAACAUCCUGAUAGCUGCAUCACUAUGCACCGCAGUGGGGUUGUCAAGCUGUUACUGGAGAUGAUAGGUUCGGAGGAUGCAGCUUUACAAGAAGCUGCCGCGGGAUGUCUGUUGAACAUGCGACAACUUGCAAUGGCCAACGAACGAGCAAGAUAUCAAAAGGAAACGAAUAAUGAUUUGGAAGCAGACACCGAUUCCGUUCAACAGAAUUGAACUUUUAAAAAUAGUACUGAGUACUACAGUGACUAAAGUGUGAAUUAUGAGGCACUUACCAAUAAUGUCUCCUGUUAUUUAUAUAAUUUGUAGCUUCAAUAAACACGAAUUUUUGCUUCCUUG
Molecule: messenger RNA, 2399 nt
Organism: Pocillopora verrucosa
Lineage: Eukaryota; Metazoa; Cnidaria; Anthozoa; Scleractinia; Pocilloporidae
Product: outer dynein arm-docking complex subunit 2
Molecular function (GO): protein binding
Source: RefSeq, a predicted model, not a curated record